Messenger RNA from Ramularia collo-cygni, 714 nucleotides. RefSeq lists its product as uncharacterized. Lineage: Eukaryota; Fungi; Ascomycota; Dothideomycetes; Mycosphaerellales; Mycosphaerellaceae. The record is from RefSeq and is a predicted model, not a curated record. The transcript is spliced from 3 exons. Bases 1 to 714 code for a protein of 237 amino acids.
AUGGGAUCUUUCCACAUACCGAUGUGGAAAACCGCGAGGAGGUGGCUACCGAGCACUCGCAUCUACAUCUUUGGUGCUAUGCGCCGCGUCAACUUGGACCCACUUCAUCGCUCAUGUCUUUACACAUGUUGCGUUUUCUUUCAUCAUUAUUCUAAGACCUACUCAAUGCCGUUUUGGCUUCAUCCGUCUCCGUCGGCAUUAAUUGAUGGCCGCGAAACGGAGGCAAGUUCCAUCUACGAUAUUCGACAAAGUGGAGUACAGAGCAGACCCCUCGACCGAUGUGUAUACCGCCGCAACAUGCCCAGCAGGAUGUCAUCUUCCGCGUCGAAACAAGCAGGGGAUGAGAGAAGGAGUGAGACUUUAUCAGCAGCCGAGCGUACAGAGUUUCGACAGCGGAAGAACGGUUCUAACGACAUACACGACAAGAGACUCGUAUUUGGCUCCAUCAGUCGCGACGAGGGAUUCUAUCUUCAGCCCUAUAAUGCGAAUGCCCAGGCGAGACUCGGCGUGCACGACGGGCUACGGAGAGGCGGAGCGCGUAUGGCCAGUUCAGAGCCAGUCUCAAAACAGACAAUGCCCGGACAAGCGCCAGUCACACGAGAAUCAUCGCCAAUGCAACCCGCAUGCCGAUGGAUAUCGCCUGGACUAUGCGCCGUGGUGCAGCCUGAACGAGACUUUGGCCGCGGAAACGCGAGCUGGGACUUUACAGGGUAG